This is a messenger RNA of Nyctereutes procyonoides (raccoon dog), 501 nucleotides long. It is a transcript of the gene CUNH20orf141, whose product is annotated as chromosome unknown C20orf141 homolog. NCBI's taxonomy places the organism in Eukaryota, Metazoa, Chordata, Mammalia, Carnivora, Canidae. The record is from RefSeq and is a predicted model, not a curated record.
AUGACCCAGCUUUGCUUGCCCAGGCCCAAAGGUCCUGCUUAUCCUAUCCCAGUCCCUCCCAGGGGCCUGAGUGCUGGGGAGGGGUAAAAUAGUCCAGUAAGUCCAUGUAUGUCUCCCUGGGGCCUUAGCCCGGCCCAGCUCUGGGACAGUGUCCUAGGGCUGGGGGCACUGGGGCUGACAGUUCGGGCAGUCUUUUCCACGGCUGUCCCAGUCUUUCUGCUGCUGCUGCUGCUACUGGUCAGCUUCCUGACCUUCGACCUGUUCCAUUGCCCCGCAGGCCCGGUCCAACCACAGCACAUACUUCUCAGCCAGAGUCAGGGGGCCGGUGAGGGCCCAGGACUGCAGGAGGCUGUACUCCUGCCUCCGGUGGCAGUCACGGGACAACUCAGCCCCCAGAAGGCUCUGCUACUGCUGCUCCUGAGCCUGGGGCUGCUCCUGGGAGCCUGCAGCAUGCCCUUGGCCCUGCUUGGCCUGGCUUUCUACCUCCAUCCUUGGAUCUGA